GACGCAACUUAAAGUAUUCCUUUAGCUUUAUUCACUUGGCGUGAUCAUUGCGCUUGCGGUGCGUUUUUCUGCUCUUUACUGCUCGAAUGAAGGUGAUUGAUCUUGCUCUUUAGUCGGGAACUAAUAGCUCUAAGAAGAAGACGUGUUCUUACUUUCUCUUGAUCUGACUGCUGGCUAACAUUGUAAGGGAAGGUGGCUACUCAUAUAACCUCAAGUUAUGGCAGCAAAAGAUUCUCAACCAGACACAGAGAAUAAACCAACUGAUGAUCUACCACCUCCUUAUCAGGCAGAUCCCCCCUCUCCUUACCCUCAACAGCCAGGUUACUCAGUACCUCCUCCUGUUUACCAAUUGCAACCAGGCUACCAAGCACCACCUGGUUACCAAGCACCACCCAAUUACCAAGCUCCAUCUAGUUUUCAAGGUGGUCAAGUGUACCAUGGUGCUCCAGCUGGUGGUUUCAUGGUCACUACACAACCUGGUCCACCUUAUGUAGUGCAAGCAAAUGUUCAAGCCUCUCCUCCUGAUUACCAAGGGCUGGCUUGGUUUGCCUGCCUCUGUUGUUGCUGGCCUGUGGGUAUCUUGGCUAUACUGAAAUCUAAUGAGGUGCGUAAUUCCAUGGCACGUGGAGACUACAACUCUGCAAGAGUAGCAUCUAACUCAGCCCGUACUUUUUCCUAUUUGGCCAUUGGUCUUGGAGCUAGUUUUUUUAUUAUGUACAUCAUUGCCUUAAUUAUGGUUUUCACACUUUUGAGGGUUCAGUAAUAACCCAGGAGUGAAAUGAAAUUUCAAUACUUGAGAAUAACUCAUGGCACAAUUUAGACAGCCCAACCAUGAGCAUCAAGAUAUCAACAGCAUUAGUAGGUUUAAUAUUCCCAGAGCCUCUGAGUGAUUUUAUUCAUUUGAUGCUGAAUUUUGAAGUAUCAAAUUUGGGUUGUUUUGUUGGGGCUGCAUGUAUGCGGUUGCUAUUACUUUGAGCUUAAUUGCUCACAAUGUUUGUAUAAAAUGGAUGGUGUUUGAUGCUUACAUUACUGCAAACAUCAUUGUGAAUGAUUUGCCUGGUUGAAAAAUUUCAGCAGUCUGUGUUGUAUAAUUAUAUUCAUUUUGUGGAAUGUUUAUGCACCCACCAUGGAGGAAUAUUUCAUGGCCUCCAACUAAAAUUUCUGGUGACCCUCAAUCCUUAGCAGUUCCAGUGCUCCAAGCCGCAACUAAAUUCUAUUUUGGUCUCUGGGUGAAAUGAAGAUUAUUCUAUUGAUAUGUGCUUUCUAUUUGUGACUUAAUAUAUUUUCUGUGACUUAAUAUAUUUUCCAUAACUUAAAGCAGUUGUCAUGUGAAAGAAGGAAACUCUUCAUAUGACUAGUUGGAGGUGAAAUUAAUUCAGACAAUUUUUGUAUUUUUUUUACAAUUUGCAUCAAGGGCUUUUUUUAUAACUUGUUUAAAACUGACAAUUUGUCAUUUCUCUUGGGAUAGCAAUUACUUAGCUAUGAAAAUGUAAAUAUUGUCUUCACUCUGUGAGUACUAUAAUAAUUUAUUGUUUUACCGUAAUUCAUAAGAGUGAAAUGUUUAUUGGGAGUUGAGAACAAGCUCAGGGAAAUAAUUAUGUGAUGGUGAAAUAAGUGUCACAUUUGUGUACUUGACAACAGGCUUUAAUAAAAAAGGAGUAAUGUUUCA
Molecule: messenger RNA, 1669 nt
Organism: Pocillopora verrucosa
Lineage: Eukaryota; Metazoa; Cnidaria; Anthozoa; Scleractinia; Pocilloporidae
Product: proline-rich transmembrane protein 1
Cellular component (GO): membrane
Source: RefSeq, a predicted model, not a curated record